AAAUUUCUCUGUUACGUUACACCACAAACACCCAAACGUACAAUUUCUAGCUGUAUAAGCUGUAAUGCAUGUGCAUUUUUAAUCUUUCUGCACAUAAAUUCAGUCUAGCAUUGCAAUUAAAGUGAUCUACAGAGGAAAAACCCACAAACCCACAUUCAUUUCACUGAAAUUCUUUCUUGGGCAGCCAUAAUUUGUUCAUUUCAGUGAAAUUCUUAUUUGGGUAGCCAUUGUUUGUUCAUUUUGUUGCAGGUAUGAAGAGUUUUUCUGUUCCAAAGCGUCUCCAGAAUGCUGUAAGAUAUGUGAUGAUGAUAAUGAGAAAGAAGGCUGCUAUGAAAAGAUUAAUGGAUCUGAAUUUUCAUGCAUCAACAUUGAGUUUUUAUGAUCGUGUGUUAAGUGGGCCUCUGAAUCAUUACCAGUUUUCUUGCAGCAGCACUCCUGUGAAGAGAAGUAAGAGAUCUACAUGGGAUUGGAUGAGGCCCCUGUUGGGAUGUAUUAAUGCAAAGGAAAUGAGGAGGUUUUCUCUUUCUUUCCCAAGGUUGAGUAUUGAGUGUAGUUCUCCUUGUUCUUCUGAUAAUAACAAUGAGAGCCUUUGUGUUGAGGUGGAUGUUGAAGCAGAGGAAUUCAUUGCUAAGUUUUAUGAGCAGAUGGAUUUGCAGAGACAGGAUUCUUAUGUCAAAUGUCAGGAGAUGUUAGCCAGGGGUACAUGACUUUUUGAUACAUAUAUUUGUUCACUAUCAUUUUUUGAUGUGUGGGAGAUUGGAGUUAGGUGAUGGAAAAUUUGCUCAGCCAUUUUGGGCAGAGCAGAGUGCUCCAAAAUUUUGGUGUUUUUAAAGUGUAGUGAUCUUACCAUUCUUUCAUAGAGUUGUGAGGCAAUUGGCCUUCUAGAUCUUGUUCAGAGAA
This is a messenger RNA of Cryptomeria japonica (Japanese cedar), 900 nucleotides long. RefSeq lists its product as uncharacterized. The transcript has a single exon. Lineage: Eukaryota; Viridiplantae; Streptophyta; Pinopsida; Cupressales; Cupressaceae. Bases 252 to 707 code for a protein of 151 amino acids. The record is from RefSeq and is a predicted model, not a curated record.